Molecule: messenger RNA, 1375 nt
Organism: Schistosoma turkestanicum
Lineage: Eukaryota; Metazoa; Platyhelminthes; Trematoda; Strigeidida; Schistosomatidae
Source: the annotation of a GenBank genome assembly
GGUUACGGCGUGGCCUUGACGCCUAACCUUGUCCAGAUGACUGUAGAUGAAAACCGCCCAAAUUUCGAUGUGACAGGCAAAACGUUUUUGGCUCCUAUGGUACGUGUUUCGACACAUCCUAUGCGCCUCCUCUGUCUGGAAUAUGGUGCAGAUUAUGUGAUUUCUGAAGAAUUGAUCGAUCAAAGAAUUAUCCGUUCUUCAAGGAUAGUAAAUGCUGAAUUAAAUACCAUUGACUUCGUCUUACCCGAUGGUUCUGUUACAUUUCGUACAUCAGCUGAAGAGAAAAAUCGUGUUAUUGUCCAAUUAGGGACUCCAGAGCCUGGAACAGCUUUACAAGCAGCCAAAAUGCUAGAAAAUGAUGUUAUGGGUAUUGAUGUGAAUAUGGGCUGUCCAAAAGCAUAUUCUGUAAAGGGUGGAAUGGGUGCAGCCUUAUUGACAAAACCAGAAAUUGUUAAAGAAAUUCUUACAACUUUGACUACAAAUCUUCGAAUUCCAGUUACCUGUAAAAUAAGGAUUUUGCCUGAAGCUGUUCGUUAUGAUCAUCAUAUAGCUGGAGCAAAAUAUUGUGUUUUACGAAUGUUACAUGAUUUCGGUGGUACACCUGUCUAUGAAAAUGUAUUAGCUGCGAAUGAACUACGUGAUUUAUGUGCUAUUUGGAAUAUAUUAGAUAUCUAUAAUCAUGAAAUGUCUAUACGAUCAGAACGUUUGAAAACUGCUCAACUUACAUUAAACAAUUCAACAGAUAUCAAUUCAUCUCCUUUAUCAACAAUGACACCUGACAGUCUUCCAAUUCCAGAGAAACGUGCUCGUGUAGACGAAAAUUUAUCAAAUACAACAUUAAUAUUAGUUGAUAAUCAUAUUUCAAAUGAUGAUCCUAGAGAAGAAAUAAUUAAUAAUCUCAAUGAAAUUGUAUUAACUAUUCCAUAUGAACGUAGAUUUUGGCCUGAUCAUGGAACUAGUCCAAAACAAAUAUUACGUGAACAUUGUAAAUUGUUAAAAUGGGAUUCGCCUAAAUAUGAAACUAUUGAAAAUCGUGACAAACGAUCAUUUUUCAGUACUGUUUUAGUGGAUGGUAAACGUUAUCGAAAUGCUAGCGCAUGUAAAUCGAAAAAGUAUGCUGAACAAGCAGCUGUUUUAGUUUGUUUACAUGUAUUAGGUUUACCAGAUGGAAAAAUCCCAAUUGAUGAAAACACCGCCAAUCACAUUGAUGAUCCUGAUAAAUAAAUCAACAAUUAUUUUCUCUUUUUAAGUCCCUUUUUUUUACUAUUUUUUAUAAUUUUAUCGUAACACCCCACAUGUGGUUUUUUUUUUGUACAAAAUUUAUUGUACAGUAAUGAUUUGUAAAUGAAAUGCAAUAAAAUAGUUAUUCACUGGA